CCAGCAGGGGGACUGGAACAACAAUUCGUAAACGAAAAAAGUAUCCAAGAUGGCCGAAGCUAAACAAGAAAUUGAAGGAGAAACCGGGUGGAUUCCGGCAACCAAAAGGCCAGACGGUACAUGGAGAAAGGCGAGGAGGGUGAAAGAGGGAUAUGUUCCUCCAGACGAGGCAGAAAAAUACGAAAGUAAAGGAAAACAGUGGGUCAAUAGUCAGUCUGGUGUAGUGCCAGGAGCGAGUGAAACAGAAACGGAAGCUAAAUCGCCGGCAAAAUUGAGUAAAAACCAAAAGAAAAAUGAACGAAAAAAAGCAAAGAGGAAAGAGAAACGGGAAGGCGAAGCAAAUGAUGGUGAUGCUGAAGAUGUUACUACAGGAAUAUCUAGGUUUGAUAUGAUAGGGUUUUUGCGUAUACAUCUUUUAAAUUAAUUAAAAGGUGAACAGUCGCGGCGAAAAGUGUUCUCCGAUCUGCGCUCGCGAUUUUUCAUCUUCAUCUUUGGCAGAAACGGACCCUUCAUGAUAAAAUUAGUCUAUACCAGAACUUUCACGAUGUUUGAGGAAAUCUCACUGCUGCGGAAAUUCGAUACAAUUUUCGAAACACCGCAACGUCCAAACAUCGUCAAAUUUUCGCCAUAGACUAAUUUGAGCAUGAAGAUUUCAAUUCUGAGGUUUAUUGCGGAUGAAGAUGUAAAAUCGACAACAUGAAUUUGGAUCGGGGAAUCGAGUGAACAGUCGCAGAAAGUAUGGUCUGUUUUCACGCGACACUUGAAUGUUUGUAUUUGAGUAUUUGUUUGUAACGAGUAUUUGAAGGUUUCAAUGGCUCAGCGUUAAAUCAAAGUAAGGCUAGCUAAAUGUGAGUGGGUAAUCUGAAUGAGCGUAGGCCGAUCUUGUGUCUACGACUAUUCAUCUUUUAAUUUGACGCAAAAGACCGGACGUUGAUAUGAAUGAGACCGGAUGUCUGGAUUAACUUUGUUAAUAAAAUACAUGGCGGUCAAUAGUUCAACAACAACGUAUUCGUGCUAGUUGUCUAGUAUUGCUCUGAUCAAAACUACAGAUGGACAUUCAUCAAGAAAGACUGAUGGAGAAUCGGUCUCGUAUAAACAGAAACUAUCCAAACUAGCGAGGCUUUCAUCACGCCACACUUCAGUACACGUGGAGGGCACUUACACAAUGUCAAAAGAAUCUCAUUAGAAUCUCAUUACUCGUGCGAUAUUUUUCUCGCGUGGGCAACGAAAUUUAAUUGCUUUACCCGCGCAAGAAAGUUGCCAACACGUUCAACGAUUUUCUCAUUUGAACGUAAGAUGAGUGCAUAGCCCGAGGCUAAAUUCAUGAUUUCUUGGAAAAAUUUAGCGCUCUUAAUUUUAGACACACGUUUCAAAGUUUGAUCAAAUAAAUAUUAUGUUGUCAAUAUAGACCUGAAGAUCCUAAUAUGUAUUUAAAUAGGUCUUAACAUCAAUGUCAUGGUUUUCUAUUUAGCACAUCGCUGACAGAGAGCAUUGCGGGCCAAGACACGAGGAUAGAUAGCUCGACGACACUGGACAGCGAAGCAAAAGCAAAGAAACUUAAAAACUUAAAAAAGAAAAUUCGACAAAUCGACGAACUUCGGGCGAAAGUUGACAGUGGGGAACUGAAAGAGCUGACGGUACAUCAAAAAGAGAAGAUGGCGAAAAGAGAAGGGUUUUUAAACAACCUCAAAGAACUGGAAGCGGUUUAAAUAACUGAAAUUUUAAAGAAAUUUUAAGAUUUUUAUGUAAAGUUUUAAAAUUUGUUUCCAGUAAAAUACAAGAUAUCUAACAAAUGGCAUUAUAAAAACUGCUUUAAUAAAAAUAAGUCCAACCUCUCCAUAUAGACCCAUUGCACUGACGUCACAAAUCCUUAGAGUGCCCUCCAGAUGCUCCCUAACAAUAUCUGUUCGGGUACAACAACCACAUACAGC
Molecule: messenger RNA, 1931 nt
Organism: Paramuricea clavata
Lineage: Eukaryota; Metazoa; Cnidaria; Anthozoa; Malacalcyonacea; Plexauridae
Source: the annotation of a GenBank genome assembly